UACUUCCGGUCCUGCGGGCUGUACGGCUGCUUCCACGCAGCUAGCAGCAGCAGUCAGAACAGCGGUGUGGCUGACUGUCGCUCCAGCUGUUCUCACCGCUGCCUGCCUCCCCGCCGCUGCUUGGCCUCAUUUCAUUUCUAAUGCAGCUGCGACGAUGACAGGCAUCGCCGCUGCGUCUUUCUUCUCCAACGCCUGUAGGUUCACCGGCUGCGGACUCCACUUUGACUCCCUGUGCGACCUCAUCGUGCACAUCGAGGACAGCCACAUCGAUACAGAUCCCUGUGUUCUGGAGAAGCAGGAGCAGCAGCAGCCCACAUAUGUCGCUCUCAGCUACAUUAACAGGUUCAUGACAGAUGCUGCAAGGAGAGACCAUGAUGGGCUCAAGAAGAAAGUUCAGCCCAAGCUGUCUCUGCCUCUGACAGGCAAUCUGUCACGCAGCGCCGUCCCGGCUCCACCCCGCCACACAGGUGGAAGCCUCACCCCUCCAGUCACUCCACCAAUCACCCCUUCCUCCUCCUUCCGCAGCAGCACCCCUACAGGAAGCGAGUGUGAUGAAGACGACGUGGACUUCGAGGGAUCUGACAGUGAUGAAUCGUGGACCACAGAGAGCGCCAUCAGCUCCAAGUCUAUCCUCAGUUCUGUGUGCAUGAACGGAGGAGAAGAGAAACCAUUUGCUUGCCCUGUUCCAGGAUGUAAAAAGAGAUAUAAGAACGUGAAUGGAAUAAAGUACCACGCAAAGAACGGCCACCGUACCCAGAUCAGGGUCCACAAACCUUUCAAGUGCAGGUGUGGGAAAAGCUACAAAACCUCUCAGGGUCUCCGCCACCACACCGUCAACCUCCACCCCCUGUGUCUCCACUGACUCGAUGCAGAAGAUGCAGCCGUUCAGGCGGAGGAAAUGAGCAGCGCCGUCUCUCAGGUCAUGUCAGCUGAACUCUCUGGUCACCAGCACUGCUUUCUCACUCCUCCCCUCGUUCUGCCCUACUGUUCUGUCAUUUUCACGAUUUAUGACACUAAGUUUUGAUCCCAUGACACAACUGUUACUUCAGCCAUGUCAAACCAUUAAAAAUGACCCCGAAAGAAGACAGUCCUGUACCAAAAACUACAGCUUGAAUCGUCAGAAAUCCUAGUCAAAGUAAUAUAAAUAAGAUUUGUUUUCCUUUUAUUUCAAAAUAAUGAAAACCUUUAUUUUUAACCUUUAUGUGAGAAUCCCAGGAUGAGUUUUUUGUAAACUCUACAUUGAUGUAUGAAUGCCGUGAUAUAGUUCUUGAUCACUUUUCCUUUUAAAAAAAUAAGCUGUUUUUAUGCACAAAAGGACCCAAGCACUUUUUUUAAGGAUGCCAAUAAAGUGAAAAGCUUUGCCAAGAUGUGAUUACAAGAUUAAACUGAGAAAACCGCAUGUUCCAUCUUCAUUCAGGGAUGUUUCGAUAUUUUAUGUAAUAAGAAUUUGAAUGAAAAUCAAAGUUUAAUACAGUUUUUAUGCUGGUAUUUUACUGACAUUUCAGUCAGUGGCUGGAUGCCAACUAAGCAAGCCUGAUUGAUUUAUGUUGUAAAAAAUUGUUUUAUUUAAACACACAGACAUUGGUUAUUCAGCAAUGUUGCACUCCUAUUGUCAUAUUCCAUCAGAAUAACAUUUACCCUUCAAUUUGUGCCAAAAAGACUUAUUUUAAUGGAAUGUUUCCUUAUUUUAUGUUUCUGGAAUCUGCAUGAGACAGUCAUAUUUCCCAGAUGGGAAUUCUUUUUUCAUUUUAUGUUAAAUCCUCAUAGGAAGUAUUGUAAACAAGUUGCAAAUGUUUGUCCGUAUUAUGCCGUCACUUUGGAGGAAAAUCUUCGAUAUAGUCUUCAGUGAAUGUACCGUCACGUGUUAAGUGCAUUAAAUCAAAGUAUUUUUAUAUUUUUCUGAAGCCAAAACUUAAAAGUGUAUAAAAACAAGAACAGAUGUACUGUAUUUACACAAAAAGCUGCUUCAUGUAAACUUUUGUAUUAUUUUUUUUCAAUAAAAAAACUUCUUCGGUUCA
Molecule: messenger RNA, 2018 nt
Organism: Oryzias melastigma (Indian medaka)
Lineage: Eukaryota; Metazoa; Chordata; Actinopteri; Beloniformes; Adrianichthyidae
Gene: jazf1b
Product: JAZF zinc finger 1b
Exons: 5
Coding region: 155-862 (235 amino acids)
Cellular component (GO): nucleus
Source: RefSeq, a predicted model, not a curated record